CACUUUAAAAGUCCAGACCAAGUUGCUAUUUGACGACAUUCUUCUUCUCUUCCACCAGUUUCCAUUCUCUCUCCAACUCUCAUCCAUGGCUUCCAUUCCUUUCCACUUUCUUGUACUCUGUUCGAUUAUCCUAUCAAUCACAUUCCCUAUCCCUUCACAAGCCUCAUUCAGGCCCAAGGCAGUAGUCCUUCCGGUCACCAAGGACUCCUCAACUCUCCAGUACCUCACCACCCUAUACCAAAGAACCCCCUUGGUCCCUGUCAAACUGACCCUCGACCUUGGUGGCAAGUUCCUCUGGGUCGACUGCAACCGAGGCUACUCGUCGUCCUCCUACAGCCCUGCUCGGUGCCGCUCUACCCAGUGCUCCCUCGCAGGGUCCAAGAUCUGCAUCAGCUGCUUCACCGGGCCCUUGCCCGGAUGCAACAACAACACGUGCGGCCUCUCCCCAGACAACACUGUGACCCGUACCUCCACGGACGGCGAGGUGGCCCGGGACGUCGUGGUGGUGGGGUCCACCGACGGGUCGAUCCCGGGCCCUGUCGUCUCGGUGCCCAAAUUCCUCUUCACCUGUGGGGCCACAUUUCUCCUACAAGGCCUGCCCAGCGGGGUACAGGGGAUGGCAGGGUUAGGGAGGACUAGGAUUUCACUCCCCUCUCAAUUCUCUGCUUCCUUCAGCUUUGAUAGAAAGUUUGCCAUUUGCUUGAGCUCAUCCUCAACCUCCAGUGGAGUGGCCUUCUUUGGCGGUGGGCCCUACAUGAUGCUUCCCGGGAUUGAUGUCUCAAAGUCCCUCAUCUACACUCCAUUGAUCAUCAACCCGGUGAGCACAGCAUCAUCUUACUUUGCGGGUGAGCCCUCAACAGAGUACUUCAUUGGGGUCAAGUCCAUAAAAGUCAACGGGAAACAAGUCCCCUUGAACGCAUCCCUCUUGAGCAUCGGCAAAGAAGGCAACGGCGGCACCAAGAUCAGCACAGUGAACCCGUAUACCGUGAUGCAGACCUCGAUCUAUAAGGCUGUGGUUGGGGCUUUCGUGAAGGAACUCUCACAAGUUCGGAGGGUCGCGCCAGUGAAACCCUUCAGGGCGUGCUUUGACUCGAAUAGCAUUGGGAGCACGAGGGUCGGGCCGGGCGUUCCGCAGAUCGACCUGGUGCUGCAAAGUAGCAGUGUGUAUUGGAGGAUUUUUGGGGCUAAUUCAAUGGUGCAAGUGAAGGAGGGUGUGUUGUGCUUGGGGUUUGUGGAUGGAGGGUUGAGUCCAAUGACUUCAAUAGUGAUAGGAGGGCAUCAACUGGAGGACAACUUGCUGCAGUUUGAUCUGGCCACAUCAAGGCUUGGGUUCAGCUCUUCUCUCCUGUUCAGGCAAACCACCUGCUCAAACUUCAACUUUACAACUAAAGCUUAGUGGUAUGCCACCAUGAAGGUUCCUUUUUUCACUCUCUUUCUCUAAUCAAUAAAGGUCCAGAUAUGUUGGCCCGACUUGUGGGUGAAAUACAUAUAAUUAUUUCUUUUUUUACACUUGGAAGUUGUAACUUGUAUAAUCAUUUUGAUCCAUGAGAUAAAGUGAGUCAAUUGUGUCUAAUGGUUGACGAGAGAUCUGGCAUAUGCUGCCUCUGAUAUAUGCUUGACAGCAUAUGCGGAGAUUCGUUUAAAA
Molecule: messenger RNA, 1645 nt
Organism: Eucalyptus grandis
Lineage: Eukaryota; Viridiplantae; Streptophyta; Magnoliopsida; Myrtales; Myrtaceae
Product: probable aspartic proteinase GIP2
Exons: 1
Coding region: 86-1396 (436 amino acids)
Biological process (GO): proteolysis
Molecular function (GO): aspartic-type endopeptidase activity
Source: RefSeq, a predicted model, not a curated record